UUUUUCCAGGUAUUUGCCCAUUUAUUUCUCGCUUCUGGUUCAUUAAGUUUAAAACACUCAAAUAAUUUAUUGACCGAUCUCAUAAUGAAGCAAAGAAUUUCAGCGGGGAUUGGAUUGGCAAUUAAUUUUUUUAAUACUGCCCGACUUGAAUUAAAUUAUGUUUUGCCUCUUCGUUAUUUUCCUGGGGAUAAUUGUUCAUCUGGAUUACAAUUUGCUGCGGGAAUUUAUUUUUUGUGA
This is a messenger RNA of Meloidogyne enterolobii, 237 nucleotides long. NCBI's taxonomy places the organism in Eukaryota, Metazoa, Nematoda, Chromadorea, Rhabditida, Meloidogynidae. The record is from the annotation of a GenBank genome assembly.